AUGGCUGGCUGUGUCUUGCUGCUCCGUGGCUUCAUUCUCGCCUUCCUCCUUACCCUUGUCCUGCACCAGGUGGAGCUUUCAGGAGACAUGGAAAGAUUCUGGAAACAGUACAGGGGUGGUUCUCCAUGUAUCUCCCAGCCCUGCCUCAACAACGGGAUAUGCAAGGACCACAUCCGCAAUUAUAGCUGCACAUGUUCUCCUGGCUAUGAGGGCAGAAACUGCGCAAUGGCUACAAACGAAUGUCACCUAGAGAGGACGGAUGGGUGCCAGCACUUCUGCCAUCCAGGGGAGUCAUCCUACGUGUGCAGUUGUGCGAAGGGCUACAAGCUGGGCAAGGACCACAAGUCAUGCAGUCCCUACGACAAGUGUGCCUGCGGGACCCUGGCUUCCGAAGACAUCAGAGGCUGCCAAAGCCCGCCUAGCUUCCCGUGGCAGGUCAAGUUAACAGACUCCAAAGGAAUGGACUUCUGUGGCGGUGUUUUAAUACAGGAAGACUUCGUGCUGACAACAGCAAAGUGUUCAUUACUCCACCACAAUAUAAGUGUAAAAGCAAGUGCUGGCCAGAGGAUUGGGGUCAGGAGCACUCACGUGCACAUGCGUUACAAUGAGGAGUCUGGGGAGAACGACCUCUCCCUGCUGGAGCUGGAGGAGCCCUUGCAGUGUCCCAGCCCUGGGCUCCCUGUCUGCAUCCCAGAGAGGGACUUCGCCGAGAAUGUCCUCAUCCCUGGAACAGACGGUCUCCUCAGCGGCUGGACACUCAAUGGCACAGGCCUGGGUGCCACACAGAUGAUGCUUCCAGUCACACACGCGGAUGGGGAGGAGUGUGAACAGACCCUGAACGUGACGGUCACAACGAGAACAAGCUGUGAGAAGGGCAGCGUGGUGACCGGGGCUUGGGUGGAGGGGAGCGUGAUCACCCGAGAACACAAGGGGACCUGGUUCCUCACAGGGAUCCUGGGUUCGCCACCCCCACCGGAGCAGUCACACUUGCUCCUCACCACGGUCCCAAGAUACUCAAUGUGGUUUAAACAGAUUAUGAAGUGACCGAAAUCCAACAACAUGGCUGCAGGGUGGUCAGAUCCUGCCACACAGUUACCACUGGAAGGUGAUGUUGCUUUCCUUGGAACUUUGAAAUCUUCUUUAUUCUUGAGAAUUUCAUACACACAAGCAAUGAAAUAUGACCACAUCCAUGCCCCAUUUCCCUUCUGCUCACCUUAUAUUCCCUUCAACAUGUCCCUCCUGAAGAGUCCAAGAAUAAGAAAAUAAAAAUGUAGAUUUCAAAAAUAAGAAUGUAGAAAUAAAAAAUAUAAAGUUAUAAGUCUAGGGGAAUGAGAACAGACUGUCAGCAGCUUUCUCAGCAGAUCAAGGGUCAAUCAUUCACAGUGAACUAUUUUCUCAGACGCUUAAGAAGCCUCCAUCAGUUAGGUCAUUUCAUUUUACAACUGGCUGUUCUAUUUACAAGGCCGGAGCUUCUCUCUGCAAACUGAGAGUAGUGCCCUGGCAAUACCUGAUGAAUAACAGAUAUGAACUGAGUUAACCUCUAGGAGACAGAGCUAUGUGACCUCUGGGUUAAGCACUGUCUCUGUUAUGGAAAACUGGCACCAUCAAAGGGGAGGCGUGGGGGCUUCAGUAUACACUGCCUGGAGGUACCAGGAAAGACAGUGACCACGGUGCAAGCACCUGGUUUAACUAAUGAGCUCUGAUAAUGGAGGUUAUAAAGUAUGGCAGUCUGUAUCUGAGUUUUAACAUGAGAUAGCGUCAAGAAUUUUCUGCUGUCUUCUAAGUUCCCAGCCUAAGAACCAAUCAUUCUGAUUUACCAACCCUCUGAUAUUACUAGCAGUCCCUUUUCUGACUAAUUGCUAAAGACACCUGUUUUCUUGUAAUCAGUGACUUUCGCUGUAAUCUACUCUCAAACAUAUUUCACUAUAGCUGCCUAGUUACCCAUGGACGUUAGAACUCACUCCCCUCCUUCAGGUCUAUGUUGACUGACCCACAGGUCAGGGUAAGAUCGUAAAAACUCCUUUGUUCAGACCUAAAGCUUGGUG
This is a messenger RNA of Myodes glareolus (Bank vole), 2045 nucleotides long. The record is from RefSeq and is a predicted model, not a curated record. Lineage: Eukaryota; Metazoa; Chordata; Mammalia; Rodentia; Cricetidae.